AUGUUGAAGACACCGAGCUACAGUGUGGACGUGUUGAAGACACAGAGCUACAGUGUGGACGUGUUGAAGACACCGAGCUACAGUGUGGACGUGUUGAGGACACAGAGCUACAGUGUGGACGUGUUGAAGACACAGAGCUACAGUGUGGACGUGUUGAAGACACAGAGCUACAGUGUGGACGUGUUGAAGACACCGAGCUACAGUGUGGGGGUGUUGAAGACACCGAGCUACAGUGUGGACGUGUUGAAGACACAGAGCUACAGUGCGGACGUGUUGAAGACACCGAGCUACAGUGUGGACGUGUUGAAGACACCGAGCUACAGUGUGGACGUGUUGAAGACACCGAGGUACAGUGUGGACGUGUUGAAGACACCGAGGUACAGUGUUGACGUGUUGAAGACACCGAGCUACAGUGUGGACGUGUUGAAGACACCGAGCUACAGUGUGGAUGUGUUGAAGACACCGAGCUACAGUGUGGGCGUGUUGAAGACACCGAGCUACAGUGUGGACGUGUUGAAGACACCGAGCUACAGUGUGGUCGUGUUGAAGACACCGAGCUACAGUGUGGACGUGUUGAAGACACCGAGCUACAGUGUGGACGUGUCGAAGACACCGAGCUACAGUGUGGACGUGUUGAAGACACCGAGCUACAGUUUGGACGUGUUGAAGACACCGAGCUACAGUGUGGACGUGUUGAAGACACCGAGCUGCAGCGUGGGCGUGUUGGAGACACUGAGCUACAGUGUGGACAUGUUGAAGACACCGUGCUACAGCGUGGACGUGUUGAAGACACUGAGCUACAGUGUGGACGUGUUGAAGACACCGAGCUACAGUGUGGACGUGUUGAAGACACCGAGCUACAGCGUGGACGUGUUGAAGACACCGAGCUACAGUGUGGACGUGUUGAAGACACCGAGCUACAGUGUGGACGUGUUGAAGACAUAG
Schistocerca gregaria is the source of this 945-nucleotide messenger RNA. Its product is annotated as transcription elongation factor SPT5-like. The transcript has a single exon. The record is from RefSeq and is a predicted model, not a curated record. NCBI's taxonomy places the organism in Eukaryota, Metazoa, Arthropoda, Insecta, Orthoptera, Acrididae. Bases 1 to 945 code for a protein of 314 amino acids.